GUAGGCAAGUAUGGAAAGAAAGCCAAGCCCUGCCCUCUUUGGUGGCUCUGUUUUGAGGAGUUAUCAAAAGACUACAAGUUCUAUCUGUCCUUCGAGAACGCCAACUGCAAAGGCUACAUCACGGAGAAGUUUUUCAUAAACGCCCUUGGGUACGGCAUGAUACCGAUUGUCUACGGAGCCUCAAGAGAGGAAUUCUUCGCUCGCGCACCUCCAAAUUCCUACAUCCACGUAGAUGACUUCAGGAGCGUCCAGGAUUUGGCCAACUACCUCAACUAUCUCGACCGAAAUGACACUGCCUAUGCCUCCUACUUUGCCUGGAAGGAACACGGAGAAGUGCUGGUUAGUCGUACUUCAUUGCCACUGUUCAGCAGCAAGUCAACCAAUUGGCUUUCGUGA
Messenger RNA from Dibothriocephalus latus, 396 nucleotides. Lineage: Eukaryota; Metazoa; Platyhelminthes; Cestoda; Diphyllobothriidea; Diphyllobothriidae. The record is from the annotation of a GenBank genome assembly.